This is a messenger RNA of Culex quinquefasciatus (southern house mosquito), 1863 nucleotides long. RefSeq lists its product as uncharacterized. The transcript has a single exon. The record is from RefSeq and is a predicted model, not a curated record. NCBI's taxonomy places the organism in Eukaryota, Metazoa, Arthropoda, Insecta, Diptera, Culicidae. Bases 1 to 1863 code for a protein of 620 amino acids.
AUGAGGUUCCAUGUUUUGGCGAAGGUCACGGCGAAUCUGCCGUUCAACAACAUCGAUGCCGAGCAGCUGAGCAUUCCAGAGGACGUGAAGCUGGCGGAUCCGCACUUCUACCGUCCUGGACCUGUGGACAUGAUCAUUGGAGCAGAGCAUUACUAUGACCUGUUGUCCGAUGGUAAGAUGAAGCUUGGAGAAGCAAGCCCGACGAUCCAGAACACCGAGCUCGGCUGGGUGGUGUCUGGCGUUGUCAACGGAGUAGCGGCGAAGCUACCACGGGUCGUAGCGAACCAGAACUCAGCAGAAGCAGAAGCGUUGGCGGAGAUCAACGAUUUGCUGGCCAAGUUCUGGGAGUUGGAGUCGUGUCAGACGCCGAGUACACAUUCGCUCGAGGAGAGCGCCUGCGAGGAUCUGUUCAGGGCGGACACCGUGCGCGACGAGACCGGUCGGUUUGUCGUCAGACUGCCGAAGAAGCAGACGAUCCUGCAGAGUCUAGGCGAGUCGAGGUCGAUCGCGAUGAAGCGGUUCUACGGGCUGGAAAGGCGGCUCACCGCUAAUCCAGAACUGAUGAAGCAGUAUUCUGACUUCAUUCACGAGUACCUGGAGAUGAGACACAUGGAGGAGGUGAAAGAAGACACGGAGGAGAAGCAAGCGUACUAUUUACCUCACCAUGCUGUGCUGAGACCAGACAGUACGACCACCAAGUUGAGAGUAGUAUUUGACGCCUCAUGUGCCACGUCGUCUGGAGUCUCGCUGAACGAUGCUUUGAUGGUAGGGCCGGUGGUCCAGGAUGAUUUGCUGACCAUCAUUCUUCGCUUUCGUUUGCGGAAGAUCGCCGUCGUCGCAGACGUCGCAAAAAUGUACCGCAUGGUGAACGUUCACCCAGAUGACCAGGAUCUGCAGCGGAUCUUGUGGAGGGACUCGCCGAGCGAACCUGUGCGCACCUUCAAACUCACUACGGUGACGUACGGAACGGCGUCGGCGCCCUACCUGGCCACGAAAUGCUUGCGCACGGUCGGAGAAGAGGUGGAAACCACACAUCCGCUGGCGGCGAAGACCAUCAAGCAUGACUUUUAUGUCGACGAUAUGCUCUCGGGAGCCGAUUCGAUCGAGGAAGCGCAGAAGCUGGUUGGAGAGACCAGCGAGCGGCUGAUGGCGGCCGGGUUCCUGCUCAGGAAGUUUCGAAGCAGCGACAACGCCGUGCUGGAAGCCAUCCCCGAGGAGCUGCGAGACGAAGGAGGUGCGAAAGAGUUGGAUUCGUCGACUGCCGCUGUGAAGACACUGGGUCUGCUGUGGGACUCGAGCAGCGAUGAGUUCAAGUUCAAAACGCCAACGUGGAAUGCCGCUACGGUGUUCACAAAGCAGACGGUGCUGUCAGACACAGCACGCAUUUUCGAUCCCGUUGGACUGGUCGGACCAGUUGUUGUGAUCGCCAAGAUCUUCCUCCAGAAGCUGUGGAAAAAAGGAAUCGAUUGGAAAGAGCCGUUGCCAGAAAAUCUUGUGCACAUUUGGGAGGAGUUUCGACGAAACAUGAUGAGCUUUGACAACAUCGCUGUGCCACGUUGGGUCGGUUUUAGCCUGCAGUGUGUCAAGCUUGAGCUGCACGGAUUUUGCGAUGCAUCGCUUGAGGCGUACGGAGCGUGUUUUUACACGCGCAGCACCUGGAGCAACGGUGGCGUGUCGGUCAACCUGCUGACGUCGAAGACUAAGGUGGCGCCGAUGACCGACUUGAAGCGACGAACCAAGGAGGAGACGAUCCCGCGACUGGAGUGCUCGUCAGGACUGCUGAUGUGCCACUUGCUGCAGAAGAUACGCCCACUGUUUCGGUCGACAUCGAGAUCCAUCUGUGGACGGAUUCGAUGGUCGUAA